This is a messenger RNA of Cynara cardunculus var. scolymus (artichoke), 1547 nucleotides long. RefSeq lists its product as uncharacterized. The record is from RefSeq and is a predicted model, not a curated record. The transcript has 2 exons. Bases 1 to 1269 code for a protein of 422 amino acids. NCBI's taxonomy places the organism in Eukaryota, Viridiplantae, Streptophyta, Magnoliopsida, Asterales, Asteraceae.
AUGGAUCCAUGUCCAUUUGUUCGUCUAAUCAUCGAGUCAUUAUCACUCAAACUCCCACUCGCCACCAAACCCGCCUCCUCCUCCUCCGGCAUCCACUCCUCCGCCACUCCCUGCUUCUGCAAACUCCGAAUCAAAAACUUCCCGCCGCAAACCGCCAUCAUCCCACUCUCCUCCGCCACCCAUUCCGAUCCCCACCCACCGGAUUCCACCACCUCCGCCAUCAAUUUCCACCUCGACCCACCAGCCCUCCGCCGUCUCCAAGGCAAACCGAUGCUCUUAACCGUCUCCGUCUACACCGGCGGGAUGGGUCGCAGUUGCGGGUUUAACUGCGGAAAGGUGUUAGGUCGGGUCGCGGUGGUUAUCAACAUUGAUGGGUCGGUUACUAAGCCCAUUGUGUUUCAGAACGGUUGGAUGAAGCUCGGAAAUGAAGCCGAUAAACCGGCGGCGAGUUUGCAUUUGAAGGUCCGAACCGAACCGGAUCCACGGUUUUUGUUUCAGUUCGGUGGUGAACCGGAAUGUAGUCCCGUUGUCUUUCAAAUUCAGGGGAAUAUCCGGCAGCCGGUUUUUAGUUGCAAGUUUAGCGCCGACCGAAACUCAAGAUCGCGUUCUCUUCCAUCAGAUUUUACCAUGAACAAUAUAAACAGAGGGUGGAUGACAACGUUUUCCGGUGGAAAAGAAAAAACUGGGAGGGAGCGAAAAGGGUGGAUGAUCGUGGUCCAUGAUCUCUCUGGAUCAUCCAUUGCGGCCGCUUCCAUGAUCACACCGUUUGUCCCUUCUCAAGGCUCAGACCGUGUUUCGCGGUCAAACCCAGGGGCCUGGCUUAUCCUUCGACCCCAUGGUGCUUCAAUUAGUAAUUGGAAGCCGUGGGGGCGACUUGAAGCUUGGCGUGAAAGGGGACCCGUUGACGGGUUAGGUUAUAAAUUUGAACUUGUUACCAACUCUGGUAUGACAAGUGGGAUUCCCAUUUCCGAAGGCACUAUGAAUAUUAAAAAAGGCGGCAAAUUUUGUAUCGACGAGACUUUAAAAGAUUCGAGAGCAAGUCCGUUGUCGAACAUCAAAGGGUUUGUAAUGAGUUCGAGCGUUGAAGGCGAAGGGAAAACGAGUAAGCCAAUGGUGCAAGUGGGUGUGCAACACGUGACGUGUAUGGCUGAUGCUGCUCUUUUUGUUGCGCUUUCGGCCGCAAUCGAUCUCAGUAUGGAUGCUUGCAAGCUCUUUUCUCGUAAGCUGAGGAAAGAGUUCCUGCAAGACGAACAAGAUUUUAUGUCGUAAAAAUUUAAACUUUUCUUCUGAUUUUGAAACGAAAAAUUCUUUCUUUUUUCACCUAAAAAUUUAAUCUUAUGCAAUGAUAACCAAUCAAGUCAGUGAAUCGAAUUUGGAUUGAGCAUGCCAAUUCUUUAUCUCAUGCUUUAAAAAAAAUUACGAACGGUUUGAAUUCUUUCUUUAAUUUAAAUUCAAUUUGGAUCGGGAUGAUGAUUGUGACGUUAAGAUUUGAGGAUAAUAUUGUAUAGACAAAGGAUUUGUUUAUUUUUCUUUUAGAAAAUUAUGUA